Molecule: messenger RNA, 6273 nt
Organism: Folsomia candida
Lineage: Eukaryota; Metazoa; Arthropoda; Collembola; Entomobryomorpha; Isotomidae
Product: myosin heavy chain, muscle
Exons: 23
Coding region: 221-6043 (1940 amino acids)
Cellular component (GO): myosin complex
Molecular function (GO): ATP binding; actin filament binding; cytoskeletal motor activity
Source: RefSeq, a predicted model, not a curated record
CUAGACCAAAAAUGGAAUUUGGAGAACAAGGGAAUCUUGUUGGUCUCUUUGGCUGGGCGUCGUCGGCAGAAUUCUCCCCUCUCCUCAUUCUCAUUCACUCUGCAGGACAGCUUUCGACACGUUCGUUGCAGGGCUGACGGAGAAGUGAAUUCCAUCAAUUGUUGGGAGAAGUGGUGUUUGGUUUUUCGGAUCGUGACCGGGCCAGGCCUUAAGAGUCGGGAUGGUUAUUGAACAAAAAUUCGUGGCUGGGCAGGAGCCUGAUCCUACCGAAUUUCUCUUCAUUUCCCUGGAAAUGAAGAUGAAAGACGAGUCGACGCCGUACGACGCCAAGACGACGUGUUGGGUCCCUGACCCGGCAGAUUGCUUUAUCCGGGGGGAAAUUCGCAGUCAAGAUGGUGACAGUAUCAUGGUCUGGACCGGAAAUGAGGAGAAGAAAUUCAAGAAGGACCAAGUCGCUCAAGUGAAUCCACCCAAGUACGAGAAGUGCGAGGACAUGUCCAACUUGACCUUUUUGAACGAUGCGUCCGUCUUGCACAAUCUCAAGUCCAGAUACCAAGCAAAGUUGAUCUAUACUUAUUCUGGUCUCUUCUGCGUCGCCAUCAACCCGUACAAACGGUACCCCAUCUACACCGUGAGGGCCAUGAAGAUCUACACCAACAAGAGGCGUAACGAGUGCCCACCCCACAUUUUCGCCAUUGCUGAGGGUGCUUACCAAAACAUGAUCCAAGACCACGAGAACCAGUCCAUCCUUAUUACCGGCGAGUCUGGUGCCGGAAAGACGGAAAACACCAAGAAGGUCAUCGCUUAUUUCGCCAACGUCGGCGCCUCAUCGAAAGGAGAAACGAACAAGGUUUCCCUUGAGGACCAGAUCGUCCAAACCAAUCCCGUCCUCGAGUCCUUCGGUAACGCCAAGACCACGCGUAACGACAACUCGUCCCGAUUCGGUAAAUUCAUCCGUAUCCAUUUCGGACCCACUGGAAAGUUGGCUGGUGCUGAUAUCGAGUCUUACUUGCUCGAGAAGGCCCGAGUCAUCUCUCAAAUGCCUCUGGAGCGUUGCUACCACAUUUUCUACCAACUGAUGUCCCCCGCCUGCAAGGAGAAGGGUGUGAAGGACAUUUGCUUCUUGGGCGAGGACAUUUACAAGUACCACUACGUCUCCCAGGGAAAAAUUACCGUCCCUUCGAUCGAUGACAAUGAAGAGUUCCUCGCCACCCACGAGGCUUUCGAAAUUCUUCUCUUCACCGCCGCCGAGCGAGAAAAUUGCUACAAGGUCACCGCCUCUGUCAUGCACAUGGGAGAGAUGAAGUUCAAGCAGAAAGGUCGUGAAGAGCAGGCCGAACCCGACGGUCUUGAGGAUGGCACCAACUGCGCUAAACUUCUCGGCGUUGACGGCGAGCAGAUGUACAAGAACAUUUGCAAGCCCAGGAUCAAGGUCGGCACGGAGUUCGUCACCAAGGGGAUGAACGUCAACCAAUGCUCCUACACUUUGGGCGCCAUGGCGAAAUCCAUCUUCGACAGGAUGUUCAAGUGGCUCGUCAAGAAGUGUAACGACACCCUGGACACGAAACAGAAGCGUCAAUCCUUCUCCGGAGUGUUGGACAUUGCCGGGUUCGAGAUCUUCGACGAAAACGGUUUCGAUCAGUUGUGCAUUAACUUCACCAAUGAGAAAUUGCAGCAAUUCUUCAACCAUCACAUGUUCGUUCUUGAGCAGGAAGAAUACAAGAAGGAAGGUCUCGACUGGAUCUUCGAAGAUUUCGGAAUGGACUUGCAAGCUUGCAUCGAGCUGUUUGAGAAGCCCAUGGGCAUCUUCGCCAUCCUUGAAGAGCAGACUAUGUUCCCCAAAGCUACCGAUCAAUCAUUCCAGGACAUGUUGAAGACCAACUUGCUCGGCAAGUAUAACUGCUUCAUGAAGCCCAAACCACCAAAGCCAGGUCAGAAGGAGGCUCACUUUACGGUGGGACAUUACGCCGGAAACGUUGCGUACAACAUUGCCGGUUGGUUGGAGAAGAAUAAGGAUCCCUUGAAUGACUCUGUGGUCGAUCAGUGGAAGAAGGGAUCCAACGACUUGGUCGUUUUCCUCUAUUCGGACCAUCCCGGACAGAGUGGAGACGCUGGAAAGGAUGCCGGUGGUGGCAAAGGUGGUGGCAAGAAGAAGGGAGGUGGUAUGUCCAGUGUAUCUUCGUCAUACAGAGAACAAUUGAACAACUUGAUGACCACUUUGAAAGCUACGCAUCCUCAUUUUAUCCGAUGCAUUGUGCCGAACGAGGUCAAGACACCCGGUCUCGUUGACGCCCAUUUGGUUAUGCACCAGCUCACCUGUAAUGGUGUGCUUGAAGGCAUCCGUAUUUGUCGGAAGGGAUUCCCCAACAGGAUGAACUAUCCUGACUUCAAGCAUCGUUACAUCAUCCUUGCCGCCGAGCAGAUGAAGGCGAACGAGAAGGACGACAAGAAGAUGGCCACCGCUUGCUUUGAUGUCAUCGCAUUGGACGCUGAUCGAUACCGUGUCGGUCACACCAAGGUUUUCUUCCGUGCCGGAACCUUGGGUUAUCUUGAAGAAAUGCGUGACGACAAGGUUGGACAGGUCAUGACCUGGAUGCAAUCUAGGAUCCGUACCUUCUUGCAGUUGAAGGAGUUCAAGCGACUCCAGGAACAACGUAUCGCUCUCCAAGUCGUCCAACGCAAUCUCCGCACCUACGUGCAGAUGAAGCAGUGGGUGUGGUUCGACGUCAUGCAGAAACUCAAACCUCUCAUCGCCUCCUCCAAGAUCGGCGACGAGCUCAAGAAGCUUGAAGAAAAAGCCGAAAAACUCGAGGCUGGAGUCGCCAACGAGCAAAAACUUAAAGCCGAAGCGAACGAGCGGGAAGCCAAGGCGGCCGCGGAGCGCGACGACAUUCAGCGCCAACUCGAAGAAGAGCGCGGAAAGGGAGGCGAUUACGGUGUGCGACUCACCAAAAUGCAGACGCAGAAGGAAACCCUCGAACAACAAAUUCAGGACGCGCAGGCCAAACUCGUCCGCGAGGAGGAAGCGCGCACCAAGCUCUUCGCCGAGAAGAAGAAGAUGGAGCAGGAACUUCAAGGCAUGAAGAAGGACUUUGAAGACCUCGAGCUUGCCGUGAACAAAGUUGAAGGCGACAAGAACACACGUGACCACCAGAUUCGAACUUUGAAUGACGAAAUCUCCCGCCAAGACGACCUCAUCAACAAGCUGAACAAGGAGAAGAAGCACAUGCAAGAGCUCACCUCGAAGACUGGGGAAGAACUCCAGACCGCGGAGGACAAGGUGAACCAUCUCAACAAGGUUAAGUCAAAGUUGGAACAGACUUUAGAUGAGUUGGAGGAGUCGCUCGAGCGCGAAAAGAAGCUGCGCGCCGAUUAUGAGAAGACCAAGAGGAAGGUGGAAGGAGAUUUGAAGUUGACGCAGGAGUCGGUCCAGGAUUUGGAGAGGAAUAAGAAGGAGUUGGAACAGACCAUCCAACGCAAAGACAAGGACAUCCAGUCUCUCACCAGCAAAUUGGAGGACGAACAAAGCGUCGUUUCCAAGCUUCAAAAGCAAAUCAAGGAAUUGCAAGGACGCAUCGAAGAGCUUGAAGAAGAGCUCGAAGCUGAGCGUCAAGCCCGCGCUAAGGCCGAGAAGCAGAGGAGCGAUCUUGCCCGCGACUUGGAAGAGCUGACCGAGCGUUUAGACGAAGCCGGUGGCGCCACCGCGGCACAAAUCGAACUCAACAAGAAGCGCGAGUCCGAGCUAACCAAGCUUCGCCGGGACAUUGAAGAAGCCAACAUUCAACACGAAUCCAGCAUGGCGGGAAUCCGAAAGAAGCACAAUGACGCAGUCGCAGAAAUGGCGGAACAGAUCGACACUCUUAACAAGCUGAAGGCUAGGGCCGAGAAAGAACGCCAAGGCAUGUCCUCCGAGCUGAACGACAUCCGCUCCGCGAUGGACCAUCUCAGCAACGAGAAGGCGGGUCAAGAGAAAUUGAACAAGAUCUGGCAAGGUCAGCUGGGUGACCUUCAAGCCAAAUAUGAAGAAGCCGCGCGAACCCUGCAAGAACUCGAUGGUUCCAAGAAGAAGUUGGCGAUUGAGAAUUCCGAACUUUCGCGCCAAUUGGAGGACGCCGAUACGCAGAUUUCGACCCUGAACAAGCUCAAGAUCUCGCUUGCUCAACAGUUGGAGGACGUCAAGCGCGUCGCGGAUGAGGAGAGUCGAGAACGUGCCGUACUUUUGGCCAAGUUCAGGACCGUCGAACAUGACCAGGACGGAUUGAGGGAGCAAUUGGACGGAGAAGCGGAAGGCAAGGCGGAUCUGGUUCGUCAAUUGUCAAAGGCUAAUGCGGAAGCUCAACUUUGGCGUGCAAAAUACGAAUCGGAAGGAGUUGCCCGAGCUGAAGAGUUGGAGGAGACCAAGCGCAAAUUGCAAGCUCGUCUCACCGAAGCGGAAGAAACUAUUGAGUCCUUGAACCAAAAAGUGAUCGCUUUGGAGAAGAGCAAGCAACGUUUGGCCACCGAGUUGGAAGACAUGCAGCUCGAAGUGGAGCGUGCCAAGAGCUUGGCCAACGCGAUGGAGAAGCGCGCCAAGGCUUUCGACAAAACUGUCUCCGAAUGGAAGCAGCGCGUCGACGACCUGGCCGCGGAGUUGGACAACAGCCAGAAGGAGUGCAGGAACUACUCGACGGAACUCUUCCGUCUGCGAGCGGUCUAUGAUGAAAGUCAGGAACAAUUGGACUCUGUCCGACGUGAGAAUAAGGCUCUCGUCGAGGAAAUUAAGGACCUCAUGGACCAGAUUGGCGAAGGUGGCCGCGCCAUCCACGAGUUGGACAAAGCCCGACGACGUCUCGAAGUUGAGAAGGAUGAACUUCAAGCCGCUCUUGAAGAGGCUGAAUCCGCUUUGGAACAAGAAGAAUCCAAACUUCUCCGCGGACAGCUGGAGCUCUCCACCGUCCGACAAGAGAUCGACCGACGCAUCCAAGAGAAGGAAGACGAGUUCGAGAACACCCGCAAGAACCACAUGCGCGCCCUGGAUUCACUCCAGUCCAGCUUGGAGGCUGAAGCUAAAGCCCGCGCGGAAGCUUUGAGACAAAAGAAGAAGCUCGAGUCGGACAUCAAUGAGCUCGAAAUUGCUCUCGACCAAGCCUCCAAGGCUGCCCAGGAAGCCCAAAAGAACAUCAAGCGCUACCAAAACACCUUGAAGGAAACGCAAGGCGCUCUUGAGGACGAGCAACGCGCCCGCGACGAAGCGCGAGAAGCUCUUGCCAAUGCGGAGCGACGAUCCAACGCACUCUUCAAUGAGUUGGAAGAAUCUCGAACUCUCCUCGAACAAGCUGACCGAGCUCGACGAAACGCCGAACAAGAGUUGACCGAUGCGAACGAACAAAUCAGCGAGCUUGCCGCGCAGGCUAACAGCCUCGCUUCGGCGAGAAGGAAGUUGGAAUCUGAGCUUUCUACUCUUCAUACCGAUCUCGAAGAGAUCCUCAAUGAAGCCAAGAUGUCUGACGAGAAAGCCAAAAAGGCCAUGAUUGACGCCGCUCGGCUUGCCGAUGAACUUCGUGCCGAACAAGAUCACGCCCAACACCAGGAGAAGCUCCGCAAGCAGUUGGAACUCCAAGCCAAGGACUUGCAAAACCGGCUGAACGAGGCUGAAACUCUGGCCCUUAAGGGAGGAAAGAAGGCCAUCGCCAAGCUGGAAGAGCGCAUCCGACAACUUGAAGGCGAACUUGAUGGAGAACAACGCCGACACGCCGAUGCCCAGAAAUCCUCCCGCAAGAACGAGCGCCGCAUUAAGGAGAUGACCUUCCAGGCUGAUGAAGACCGCAAAAACCACGAACGCAUGCAAGACCUUGUUGACAAACUCCAACAAAAGAUCAAGACCUUCAAGAGGCAGAUUGAGGAAGCGGAAGAAAUUGCCAGCCUGAAUCUCGCCAAGUACCGCAAGGCACAAACUGACUUGGAGGAUGCCGAAGAGCGAUCCGAGGUCAACGAGGGCGCUCUGGUCAAGCUGCGUGGUCGCCGAGCUGGGUCCAUGGCCCGCUUGGCACAGAACGCAGAGUAAGAUCUGCUUCGCCAAGAAAGAGAUGCUUUCGGGUGUGUCAUCGUCACGAUCGUCGUCAACGUCGUCAUGACAACGAAUAAAACCACCACCACUCACCUAGCUCUUGACAACUAUGUCAGUUAUUUCUUUGUUCUUCCGUAUUCAUUUUAAACUUAUUGUCUGUACUUUCCUCACCUCAAGACGUAGAAGAUAAUAAACCCACAAGCAAAUCUUUAAAAACUUAAAAAAAA